Erythranthe guttata (spotted monkey flower) is the source of this 1010-nucleotide messenger RNA. The record is from RefSeq and is a predicted model, not a curated record. Lineage: Eukaryota; Viridiplantae; Streptophyta; Magnoliopsida; Lamiales; Phrymaceae.
CAAAAAUAAAAACUGAUUAAUUAAGGAUCCAAUUAAAUAUCCAGGAAGUUGGCCCAGUCCAGUAAAAAAAGGCCUUAUUAAACCCAACUCAGUGAAACUCACAUCUGCGAUUGCUUCUAAAACAUCUCUUCCGAGUCUGCUUUCCUCAUUCAGCAAAACCCUCCCAAAACCCCGGCGAGCAAGCAACCCAAUAACCAACGAUGAGCCGCCGCAGAGGUUCAUCCUCCUCCACCGCCACUCCCCAAUUCGACAACCUCCUCCUCCAAUCACUAAUGCCCCGCCUCGAACUCCGCCCCCGCAACCUCCUCCCGCUCUCCGCCGCCGCCGAAUCACUCGACGACCUCUGCCUCUCCAUGUUCCUGAACGAAUCCGACUCCGAUUCAGAAUACGAAACCUCUUCGAAGACCUACCUUGCUAAAGAAGAAUCGAAGCUCGAGAAAGAAAUCGUUCGCACUAUCCUUAGUGGCGAGAUCGAGAAACUGAAACCUAAUUCCGGCCAGGCUAUUACAAUUGGGGAGCAUCAUAUCUGCGUCGGGUUUCAUGAAGAAACCGGGUCGACUUACCGGGUUUGGGAGUGGCACGGGCAUUUUGUAUUGGUCGACGAGGAGAAUGGGUACGAUCUGGAGUAUAUUUACGGGAACUAUUUCGAGAGGAUUGGUACAGCAAAGAGGGAAAUCAGUAGGGUGAUGCCGAAGAAAGACAACGAUCGUGAAAAGGAAAUCGAAGAGGAUAAAGUUGGAUUGCAAGAGCUGUUUGAAUGUGGUGGAUCAGGCAGCGGGCGAGGGCGAAUUCUUCAUCGAAGUACUGCUCCUUCAAAUUCCGGGUUUAUAUAACACCAAAAAACCUUUCACUUUUCUAAAUACUUGUUUUUAUCAUCAUUGACAUUUUUUAUGCUGUGGAAUUGUAGAGGUUUUCUGAUUUUUUAUUAUUAACUUUGCAGAUGAUGAAUCUUUUUAUGAUCCUCACAUUUUGAGUAUGCAGCUUAUGAAAUUUAAGUUUACAUAUUCGUU